Molecule: messenger RNA, 4113 nt
Organism: Ictalurus punctatus (channel catfish)
Lineage: Eukaryota; Metazoa; Chordata; Actinopteri; Siluriformes; Ictaluridae
Product: collagen alpha-1(XXI) chain
Exons: 29
Coding region: 159-2960 (933 amino acids)
Source: RefSeq, a predicted model, not a curated record
GAGACAUGGCCUCCUCCAGCGACAGCGCGCGGAACUGCACCGUGUAGAGGAACAACACUGUGCUACUGUUUUGAAAUGAAUCACUCCAGCAGUUUAUAGAAGCUUGUCAAUGCGAGAAGGAAAGUGAAAUCUGAAAUUGGUGGAAGGCACUUUUAAAGAUGUUAAUAUUAAGGUUGCUGUCAAUGCUGAUGCUCUUUACAUGCAUACAUUCCACAGAAAAGGAGGAUAUUCGAGCGGGUUGCAGUACAGCUGCGAAUGAUCUUGUGUACAUCAUUGAUGGGUCCUGGAGUGUGGGCUACAAGGACUUUGAUACUGCCAAGCGCUGGCUUGUCAACAUCACCAGUGGCUUUGAUGUAGGCCCCCAUUACUCCCAGGUGGCUGUAGUGCAGUUCAGUGACACUCCUCGGCUAGAGAUUCCGCUUGGCGCUCAUCAAACUGUCCAAGAGCUCAUUGAAGCUAUCCAGGCCAUCCGUUACAUGGGAGGAAACACACAGACAGGGCGUGCCAUCAAGUUUGCAGUUGAUCACGUGUUUGCUUCCUCAAAGCGCAGUGAUACCAGUAGGAAUCGCAUUGCCAUAGUGGUGACUGAUGGGAAAUCUCAGGAUGAUGUGGUGGAUGCUAGUAUAGAGGCUCGAGCACAGGGAAUCACUGUAUUUGCAGUGGGAGUGGGCUCAGAGAUCACCACCUCAGAGCUGAUUGCCAUCGCUAACACACCAUCCAGCUACUACGUGCUGUAUGCACAGGACUACACCACCAUCGAUCGCAUACGAGACUCAAUGGAACAAAAGCUUUGUGAAGAAUCUGUUUGUCCCACACGUAUCCCUGUGGCCUCUCGAGAUGAGAAGGGCUUUGAGCUGAUACUCGGGAUGAAAAUUCAUCAGAAAGCCAAGAAGAUACAGGGCUCUUUGCUGUCAGAAACAGCCUACUUCCUGGAUAAAGGGGUGGACAUUACUGAGGACACAAAGGAGAUCUUUCCAGAGGGUCUUCCACCAUCCUAUGUGUUUGUGGCAACUCUGCAGCUUAAAGGCACUGCAAGCAGGGAAAAGUUUGACCUGUGGAGGGUACUUUCUAAAGAUCAAGAAGUCCAAGUGGCUGUGACACUACAUGGAGAGGAGAAUUCUGUCAUCUUUACCACCACCAACAUGGCAAGUGGGGAACAGGUGGUCACUUUUGAUGCGCAAGGCCUUCAGACACUCUUUGAUCGACGCUGGCACCAGCUGAAGAUUCUAGUCAAGCCAACACGUGUUGUCUGUUUUGUGGAUGACCAGCUAAUACAGGAACUGGAUUUGGAGCCAGUUGUGCCCAUUUUUAUCAAUGGGAAAACUCAGAUAGCCAAACACUACAAUGCCCAUGCUACGAUUCCUUUGGAAAUCCAAAAACUAAGGCUGUAUUGUGAUCCAAUGCAAAGUGAACGAGAAACUGCAUGUGAGAUUUAUUCUGUGGAUGAUGAGAGGUGUCCCACAAACCGAGAAGUGCCUGAAGAAAAGGAGGAGUGUGACUGCAGUCAGGGGAACCCUGGACCACCUGGGUCAAAGGGUGAAAAAGGAGAAAAUGGACUUCCUGGUCAUGAUGGUAAGCCUGGCAUCAAAGGUGAGAGAGGAACACCUGGACAGCCAGGUAAAUCAGGGCAAAAGGGUGAAGCUGGUUUACGUGGAACCAUAGGUGACUCAGGAGUAAAGGGCUCCAAAGGUGAGAGGGGACAGCAAGGGCUGCCUGGAAAUCAAGGACCACCAGGUCCCAAGCAACCUCAGGGUGACAAAGGUGAACAAGGGCCCCCUGGUGAGCCUGGGCCAAAGGGGGAACCGGGCCUCCCUGGCAGUAAAGGACCAGCCGGAACAAUUGGACCUAAGGGUGAUAAGGGAGAUGAUGGACAGCCUGGCACAGAUGGAACACAAGGUGUACCAGGUAUUCGUGGACUACCUGGGGAGGCAGGGCCAAGUGGACCUCAGGGGGCUAGAGGAUCACCUGGACAGAAAGGAUCUUCUGGACCUAAAGGACCUCCAGGUAUCCAGGGGCCACCUGGGUCCUCUGGAGCAGACGGACAAAUUGGCCCUAAGGGAAGUCCAGGACAACAGGGAUCACCUGGUCGUCCGGGUGUGCCAGGCGAAAAGGGCUCACAAGGAGAACCAGGUUUUCUAGGUUUACAAGGUGCUGUUGGUCUUCCUGGCUUUAAAGGACAUAAGGGGGAUAUGGGAGAACCUGGUCCAAUGGGUGCUCAGGGUGAAAGAGGAAGCGAUGGAACACCUGGUGUGCCUGGUCCACCGGGUGAAGCUGGACUCAGGGGAAGCAAAGGAGAGAGAGGUACUCCAGGAGAUCCUGGUUAUAGAGGGCCUGAUGGGAAAAAAGGAGACCUAGGACACAUAGGAGUAGUUGGACCACGUGGUUUUCCAGGACAGGAUGGGUCACCAGGGCAUCCCGGUCUUCCAGGAUAUCCUGGCAAACCUGGGAAAUCUCCUUCUGAUGAACACUUAAAAAAGCUCUGUGGAGAUGCAUUAAGACAGGAGCUCUCCCAGCUGAUACAGACAAUGAUUCCUCGGAGCUGUGAACCCUGUGAGAUGGUGGAAGGGCCGCCGGGUCCACCUGGAGCUCAGGGUCCUAAAGGUUCCACUGGACCACAGGGCUAUCCAGGCAGGCCAGGCUCUCAGGGUUACCCAGGCUCAGCUGGCUUCCAGGGCCCCCCGGGGGUCAAAGGGGACAUGGGACCAAGGGGCUUUAAGGGCAACAAAGGGGAAGGCAGGCUGGGACAACCUGGACCCCCUGGAGAAAGAGGGAUCCAGGGUCUGCAUGGCACUGAUGGAAUUGGAUUACCUGGUCCUCCGGGAACACCGGGCAAAACUGGCUCACCAGGUCUUCCAGGCAAGCGAGGUGCCCCAGGGCCAGCUGGAGUAUGUGACAUGUCCAUCUGCUACGCGGCCUACAACCUCAGGGAAGAGCACUACAGCAAAGGCCCGAACUUCUGACACACAGACAGACUAUAUAUGAGAAGCAUCUCAACGAGCUGCACAUGAUCAGUCCUUUACUCAUUGGCAUUCAGGAGAACAAUUAUAAAGGGUUGAAACCAAUUCUAGAUGAAUGGCCUUAUACAUGCAGUAAUACUGUAAAGACAAUGGCAUGCCGAGAAAUUCAGAGCAGAGCAUAUUCGGUGGCCUUUUUUUUGUAUGGAGUGUGUUAAUUGUAUGUAUCGCAUUUGGAGACACCAUUUUUUGGUCACCCACCUAUCAAGCUUGAAUGCAACAUAAGAUGACUUGAUUGACCCACUUGAAGUGCUUUGAAGACAAGGUAAGAUCAUCACUGUGCUUAAAGGGUACUUAAAUUGUAGGGCAGUUCAAUAAAAUUACUACACUUUGACUUGUUAAAAGACAAAUAUGUUGUAUGACUCUGGUACACACUGCCAAGAAGAAGCUACCUCCAAGUGAACAUGCAUUAUAAAGAGAUAUGCAUUAUACUAAGAGUAUUUAAUCGUUUUAUAAAAUAAUGAUGUGUAUUCAAAUGCAGCUUGUUUAAAUGUCUUCAAAUGUCUUCAUUAUUCAUUUAAGUAGUAUAAAAAUCAUGCCAUAGUCUUAUUCUAAAUGUAAUCCAAUUUUGACAAAUGUAAUUUAUUCUGUAUUUUAUUCUAUUAUAACAAUGAAUGAAGAACAAAUAGACAUUUUUGUUUAACCGAUCAUAAACUCUUAGGAGCCAUUUUUUCCAUCUAGUACCUAAAAGGGUUCUCUAGUUUUUAUUUCUCAGGGGAAACCUUAAAGGUUCUUCACAGGGAGCUUCCUUUUCUGUUCCAAAUGGAAUCUUUUGGUAAGCUUAGAACCCUUAAACUAACUCUAAAGAACCCUUGAAGAACCCUUUUUUUCUAAAGGUAUAAUCAGAUAAAUCUUACAUGCAUUCUUUAGUCAAAUCUGUAUUUAUUUUCUUAUACACCAUGGCAUUUUACUUUGUUAAAGGUUCUUGCAAUAACAGAGUUGAUUAAAAUGUUGUUUUUUUUUGUCCUGUUAAGUUUGUAAGUCAGUUUUGAGGAUUGCUCAAAUAAAUUACUGUGUAUGUGAUGUGCAAUCAGCACCACUACUAAAUUUAGAAGAAAAAUGGUGUUUCUAGUAGUGUUAGUGGAGUAAUUGUGAAAUA